UCGUACCAAUGCGAAUUCCAUUGUGCACCAUUAAUAAUUUAGCACGUUAAACAAUUUUUCUAUAAAAAACACGUCAAUGAAUCAAGUGUGCAUACAAUUAAUAUGCUGAAAACACUGUUAGUAAGCACUAAAUAAAACGCAUAUAAAUAAAACGCAUCCAACAUUCCGAAUGCGUUUUACUGUAUAAGUUCAUAGAGUCAGUACACUAUAUAAUUAAGCUGGGAUGAUCAGCGCGAUCACGGUGAAAGAUAGAGAUAUAACGGAAUCUCGAACGUACCUACAUAAGUAUAACGGAAUGACGGAACGUACGGCACGCGUUGAAUCAUGCUAUGGUUAUAUAUAUAUAUAUAUAUAUAUAUAUAUAUGUGUGUGUGUGUGUGUGUGUGUGUGUUUGUGUGUGUGUGUAGAGAGAGAGAGAGAGAGAGAGAGAGAGAGAGAGAGAGAGAGAGAGAGAGUGAGAGAGAGAGAGAGCACGGCUGUGUUUAUUUAUACUUAUAUUUUUCGUUAUAACCAAACAUCAUAGACAAUUAUAUACAGCAAUCAAAACAUGUCAGAGAAAAAGAGAAAAAAGUAUCUAUAUGAUGAAAAUGCACCAGUAACAAAAUAUGCUAUCACUAAAGCUAAAAAAUCCAUUGAAGAGGAAAAAAUAGAUGAUCUACAUAAAAUUAACUGUAGUUCAAUCCCUAUUGAGCCAGAGUUGCCUGCAAUUCGACAAUUAGUUGAAACGAUUAAAAUUGACGACAAUAAUCCAAUAGUAGGAGACACGCAAAAUGCUAAAUCAUCUGAUGUACAUGACUACAAAUUAUUUGAUUCUGUAAGUGAAUUAUCCUAUAUUUUAUUUGAUACAUUUAUAAUCUGUGUAUAUGUUUCAAAAAUAUAAUGAAUCAUAAAUCUAUAUAAAGUAUAUUGUUCUGAUAUGCACUUUUGUUUCAUGAGUUGUAUAAAAAAAUGUAUUUUGCCAAAAAGUAAAUGAAAAGUAUUGUAUAAAAAUUAUAAAUUUUUGUUCCGUACUUCUACGGUUAAUAAAUUUUCUUCUGCAACUCA
Nasonia vitripennis (jewel wasp) is the source of this 1044-nucleotide messenger RNA. RefSeq lists its product as uncharacterized. The record is from RefSeq and is a predicted model, not a curated record. The transcript has 2 exons. Lineage: Eukaryota; Metazoa; Arthropoda; Insecta; Hymenoptera; Pteromalidae. Bases 548 to 880 code for a protein of 110 amino acids.